Molecule: messenger RNA, 1497 nt
Organism: Botrytis sinoallii
Lineage: Eukaryota; Fungi; Ascomycota; Leotiomycetes; Helotiales; Sclerotiniaceae
Exons: 2
Coding region: 1-1497 (498 amino acids)
Biological process (GO): transmembrane transport
Molecular function (GO): transmembrane transporter activity
Source: RefSeq, a predicted model, not a curated record
AUGUUCGGAAGGAAAACAGAACCCGAAGUUCAAGAUGUCUUGGAACAGCGUCGUCCUUCCAAUGCCGAAGUAAUGGACAAUCGAUCGGUUGGUAAUACCGGCUUGACUGGCGCUGCAGCCUUAACUGUCAGACAAUCUAUCUACCCCAUCACCCUUGUCACAAUCCUAUUCUUUCUCUGGGGUUUCGCCUACGGAUUACUCGAUGUCUUGAACGCAAAGUUCCAGACCGCACUCAACAUUACUGCUGCCAAGGCCGGAGGUUUGCAAGGAGCAUACUUUGGUGCUUACUUCAUCGGUCCCCUAACAUAUUCCGGAUGGAUCGUACGAAGAUUCGGAUACAGAUGGACCUUCAUCGUCGGUCUCUGCAUCUACGGUGUAGGAGCAUUGAUGUUCUGGCCCUCCGCAGUCUACAGAUCCUUCCCCGGUUUCUGUGGAAGUUUGUUCAUUGUCGGCUCCGGACUCAGUACUCUUGAGACCUCUGCAAAUCCAUUCAUCGCCACUUGCGGACCUCCUCGUCUUUCAGAGUUCCGUCUCGAACUCUCUCAAGCGUUCCAGGCGGUCGGUUCAGUUGUCGCCCCUCUUUUGGCUUCCAGAGUCUUCUUCAAAGAGGGUGAAGGUGAAGAUUUAUCGAAAGUUCAAUGGACCUAUCUCGGUAUCGCCGCUUUCGUCUUCCUCCUCGCUGUUGUAUUCUUCUUCAGCAAGCUUCCAGAAAUCACAGAUGCUGAUAUGGCACUCCAAGGCGAACAAUCCGCCGGUCUUACUGGAUUCGAAGAGAAACCCAUGCGCAGACAAUACAAGCUCUUCUUCGGUGUUGCAGCUCAAUUCUGUUAUGUCGGUGCUCAAGUAGGUGUUGCAGCCAACUUCAUCAAGUAUGCUGAGGAGAGUGCUUCACUUUCUUCGGCAGUUGCUACCGAUAGAUUUGCUAUUGCUCAAGGUCUCUUUGCAAUUGGUAGAUUUGCCGCCGCUGGUAUGAUGAUGAUUGUCAAACCCCGUUAUGUACUCAUGAUAUUCAUGACUGCCAUUAUGGUUUUCAUCUCAGUUGCUAUUGGUGUUAAGGGCGAGGCUGGUGUUGCUAUGUUAUCUAUUGUUCUUUUCUUCGAAUCUUGCAUCUUCCCCACAAUUUUCACCCUUGCGAUUCGUGGUCUUGGUCGCCACACUAAGAGAGGUUCUUCUUGGAUUGUCGCCGCCGUCUCAGGUGGUGCUCUCUUCCCCGCUCUCACUGGUCUUCUUGCCGAUAAGAAGGGCUAUCAUAUUGCCAUGACUGUUCCAUUGAUCGGUUUCUUCGUCGCUUUCGCAUUCCCAAUCUACCUCAACACUGUCUGCGCAAAGGAACUUGAUGGAUUCAGUGCCACCAAGAUUGGAUAUGAAGGAGCAGAUUUGUCAGCUGAGAAGAGAGAGGACAGUAUGGUUUGGGAGGAGAAGGGUACAACCGGCGCUGAUGCUCAUCACUUGGAAGUUGAGGAUUCUGAGAGCAGGAGGAGACAUAAUGCAUUGUAA